AUGUCAAAUGCAAGCCUAGUGACAACCUUCUUCCUCACCGGACUUCCACACGCACCAACAAUGGACACCACACUAUUUGGCCUCUUUCUCCUCAUUUAUGUGCUCACCGUGCUGGGGAACCUCCUCAUCCUGCUGGUGAUCCGGCUGGAUUCCCACCUCCACAGCCCCAUGUACUACUUCCUCACCAACCUGUCCUUCGUUGACAUGUGGUUUUCCACCGUCACUGUGCCCAAAAUGCUGAUGACCUUGAUGUCCCCAGGUGGUGGGGCCAUCUCCUUCCCCAGCUGUGUGGCCCAGCUCUAUUCCUUCCACUUCCUGGGGAGCACCGAGUGUUUCCUCUACACAGCCAUGUCCUAUGAUCGUUACCUGGCCAUCAGUUACCCCCUCAGGUACAGCAGCAUGAUGAGAGGGAGAACGUGCGCUUUCCUGGCUGCUGGCACUUGGCUCACUGGCUCCCUGCACUCUGCUGUCCAGACCACCUUGACCUUCCGUUUGCCCUACUGUGGGCCCAACCAGAUCCAGCAUUACUUAUGUGAUGCACCGCCCAUCCUCAGGCUGGCCUGUGCAGAUACCUCGGCCAUCGAGAUGGUCAUCUUUGUGAACAUUGGUGUAGUGGCUUCUGGCUGCUUCCUCCUGAUAGUGCUGUCAUAUGUGUCCAUUGUCUGCUCCAUCCUGAGGAUCCGCACCUCAGAGGGAAGACACAGAGCCUUUCAGACCUGUGCCUCCCAUUGCAUAGUGGUCCUUUGUUUCUUUGUGCCUUGUGUUUUCAUCUACCUGAGACCUGACUCCAAGGAUGCUGUGGAUGUGGUUGUGGCUGUUUUCUACACUGAGCUGACGCCCUUGCUCAAUCCUGCUGUGUACACCCUGAGGAACAAGGAGGUGAAGAAAGCUCUGUUUAAACUCAGAGACAAAUUAACACAUUCUCAGAGCAAUUAA
This is a messenger RNA of Fukomys damarensis (Damara mole-rat), 936 nucleotides long. Its product is annotated as olfactory receptor 10G9. Gene Ontology annotation, cellular component: membrane. NCBI's taxonomy places the organism in Eukaryota, Metazoa, Chordata, Mammalia, Rodentia, Bathyergidae. Bases 1 to 936 code for a protein of 311 amino acids. The transcript has a single exon. Gene Ontology annotation, molecular function: G protein-coupled receptor activity; olfactory receptor activity. Gene Ontology annotation, biological process: G protein-coupled receptor signaling pathway. The record is from RefSeq and is a predicted model, not a curated record.